AAUGGGAACGACGAGCGAUGAUCCGCCUGCGGGCGGUCAGUGUGUCCCUCCGGCGCGAUGUCAACAGUAAGCCGCUCGCUUAUCGCAGAGGCUGUCGAUAAGGUGCGCGCGCGCAGCCAGUGCCGCAACGCCCGCCGCACCAGCCCACCGCUCUCGCACCGACGCUCUGCACUCUCCUACGGUUUCCAAACUAAACAAUUAUUCAACGGCUAUGAGCCUGCACCGCUGCCGGCUUGUGUUUAAUAAACUUUGGUGUUGUGACCUGGGUUGCUUUUCUUUAACCUGUGCGCUCGUAUAUAACCGAGACAACGGACUACACGUAUAGCUUCAAGGAUGGCUAUGAAGGAAUGGCUCCAGUGGCUGCCGCCGCCGCGAUCGCUGCUAGCCCUGUUGCUGGCAGUGGCCGGCUUUAGCGCCCGCCUCUUCGCAUCACAUUUCACACACUCGCCAACCCUACUCGUCGAUGCCUGCCAUUCCCUGUGCAGACUUGUGGGUCUUAUCACAACCCUUUUAGCAUACAAGUACGAAAGAGCAGACGAAGGUGCUGGCAGGGAAGGCCGACUUCGCAACACAUUCGGCUGGGCGCGCAUCGAGGUGGUAGGACGACUAUCCGUCCACGUGCUAUUUGCGUCGUUUGCGCUUGCGCUGGUCGUCAACGCGCUGCAGCUCGGCGUGCACUCCUCGCAUGGACAACCACCACGAUAUCCUAAAGUCAUUGUUGGAAGCGCUGUCAUCGGACUUUUCUUGUACAUUAUUAACUACAUGCUUUUGGCUGGUCGCGAGUUGAGCUACAGCCGCCGCCUCAGCAUGACGGAGGGCGGCGGAGUGGUGCUGAAAACUGGUGCCGGCGAACCUAUUCUAGCACAUGCACCAACGGAUAUCGCCAGCAGUCUAUUCGUGAUCGGAGCUGGACUGACGCUGGAGUGGGAGCCUGAUGCGGCCAAGAUCGCUGAUCCAGCACUGUCAGCCGUCGCUGCCAUUGUCCUGGUCAUCUUUAACUACCCAUUCUUGCGUUCUGCGGGGUUGGUGCUACUGCAAACAGUGCCAGAGGGGCUAGGCGCGUGUGAGUUGCGCGCAGCGGCGCGUCGGCUGCCUGGCGUGUUGGCCAUCCACGAGCUGCACGUGUGGCAGCUGCACCGCGAUAGAGUGGUCGCUACAGCGCACGUGGCUUACGCCUCGCACAAGGAUUAUUUGCACAGUGCAACACUGGUGAGCGAUCUAUUCAAACGCUACGGGAUCGGCCUAGUCACUCUGCAACCCGAGUUCAACCUUGCUUCUUUUGCUGGUACAGAAGAAGAAAAGAAGGCUAGCAUAGACCUGGCAAACAUAGCCUGUUCAAGCCCCUGCGCCAAGGAGUGCACAGCGCGGCGCUGCUGCGACUCGCCCGUCAAACCAGCCAUAACACAGGCCUAGGACGUCGUGGAAGAUCCUCUGGAAGGUUGCUCAGCCGCAUGUGUUCCCUAAUAACUACAACGAAGGGUAUACAUACAAUACUUCGUCUAAAUUAGUUAAAUAAUGUAACGUUGUCUGACAUCGUACAUGACCAGGGUGCUUUGUUUUGUAAAUAUUAAUAGUAAGUGACCUCACCCAUUCUGUUAUAAGUUUAUUAGCUACGAGUAGGUCUAGGUAUAAACGUAACCAAAGAAGCAUUAUCCGACCGUUGCCGUGAAUUUUCUAAUCGAGGUUGAUAAUGACAGAGCAUUCAACUGCAGGUGAAAGUAGAUUAUGAAGACAUGGUUAAUUUCCUCGUUAUGUCAUUCUAAGCCUCGUAUAUAGUGUAUAGGUAUGGUUACAGAAUAAUGUUCAAAUGAGCAGUGACAACGUAAUAACAGGGAACUAUUGUCGAAACAAUUGUUGAUACCAUUGUUCGGAAAGUUGUCAAGCUUUCAACGAUUAAAUAAGUGAAAUCUAAACAAAUAUCUCAUUAAAAGAUGUGUAGAUCAGGACGAAUUGAAUUGAAAAUAUCUUCCAUGUAACCCAGCUUACGACCGUCCCACAAAAGAAAGACUCUAACUAAAGAUAAAAAUUAAUUAGCAGAGUAGCUAAGCUAACUUGAAAAAAGCAAUAUGAAUGACUUCGCAAAGAGAUCGAAACAGGGUACCUGUAACUAAUAGACUAAACAUAUACUAUGCUCAAUAUGUUACGUAUAGGAUACGUAGCGUGACAUAUAAUAAGGAUAUUAGAAAUAAAUGAUGAUACGGUUUGGCUUAAGAGGAAUAUGAGCCCCAGUUGAGUUGUUGCAAAAGCAUAUUAAUGGUAUAGCUGCAUUUUGUUUUGAUAAUAACGCUGAUUGGUGUACAAAGAGACUGUGAUGUUCCUAGACAGUAUUAUCUUAGGGCAGCUAAUUAGGCAGGGUCAAUAUUUAUAGUUCUACGUGUAAAUUAAAUAUCAUUACGACAAAUACACAUACCGCUAUCAUAGAUAUAAGUGUUUUCUGUACAAAGUUUUGUUAAUAAUCGAUAGUUAUAAUGAAAUAAAUCAUUCUAACAAAA
Molecule: messenger RNA, 2492 nt
Organism: Plodia interpunctella (Indianmeal moth)
Lineage: Eukaryota; Metazoa; Arthropoda; Insecta; Lepidoptera; Pyralidae
Gene: ZnT77C
Product: Zinc transporter 77C
Exons: 8
Coding region: 334-1413 (359 amino acids)
Biological process (GO): zinc ion transmembrane transport; intracellular zinc ion homeostasis; detoxification of zinc ion
Cellular component (GO): membrane
Molecular function (GO): zinc ion transmembrane transporter activity
Source: RefSeq, a predicted model, not a curated record